AUGGCCGGGCCUUGGACACUCAAGGUCGACACCUGCUAUAAUGGAACUGCGACUGGGGGGCUAUGCAGCAUCGACGGCUUUGAAACAAGCAGUGAUGUCACACGACAACGAGAAGACAGACCUAACACGAUCGAGCAUGGAUUUAUCUCGAUCGUAAGUGACAAGGACAACGUCAAAACGACCCUCCGCUGCAACGGCGCCCUAAACAGAAUCGAAGCACACGUCCUGUCCGGACCCGCCCCGGGUGCCUUGGAUUGGCACGCCGUCGGGAUAGACCACAACCCUAGCACAGGACGACUGGUCUGGGGCAAGCCCAAAGCCGAGCCUGUACAGGCGUACAGACAUUACAUCCGCGGUCGACCCGUUGAAGGAUUGUUCCUCGGAUCGAAUAAUGAGACGAACUGGGUGGUGCGCUCAUCUGGGAGGGAUGUGAGCGUUAUGGAUAUGAAGCCGUAUUGGGUUAUGCGAUUGAUGAUUCCUGAGACGAGUAUUCGGGAGAAUGAGUAUAGGACAUUAAUUCGGAUUGAUGGGAGCUGA
Penicillium griseofulvum is the source of this 537-nucleotide messenger RNA. RefSeq lists its product as uncharacterized. The record is from RefSeq and is a predicted model, not a curated record. Bases 1 to 537 code for a protein of 178 amino acids. Lineage: Eukaryota; Fungi; Ascomycota; Eurotiomycetes; Eurotiales; Aspergillaceae. The transcript has 2 exons.